UUAUAUUUGUUUAUUUAUAUUUAUAUUUAUUUAUUCUGCAAUGGAAAAUGAAAGAGUUACGAAGUCAAGCUGUAUAAAUGCUUUCAGAGGUAACGAGGAGAGACCCCUAUCAUACCUACUCCUUUGAAACUGACUGCCCCCCAAUUGCACAUGAUCUCUGCGCGCAGACAACAAGCUCUGUCUUCUCCUUUUCACAUCUCUUAGGUGUUAUCCCUUUGUGGCUUUUCCAUUUCCAAUCCAAUUUUAACCUAUACAAGUUCCAUGCGCAGCUAUUUAUAUUUGUAUGGUAUGCUGGAUUGGGGCUUGUUUCAUUUGGUUUUGAAGAAGGAGCUUGGUUAAUUUUUUCUUGCUACAUUCUGGAUAUAUCUACCUUUUUUGGGCCAAGAAAAGGAAGACUGUUGCUGUGUGCUUUUAGAUUUUAAUUUGAAGGGUUGAUCAUGGCAUUGGAACCUUAUUAUCAAAGAGGUACGCAGGUUGGUAGUUUCAACAUGGAAGAUAUUCAGUUAAAUACGAAUUGGGAAGAAGUGAUUUGUCCUAUAUGCUUGGAUUUCCCUCACAACAGUGUACUCCUUCAAUGCUCUUCUUAUGAUAAAGGCUGCCGGCCUUUUGUUUGUGAUACAGACCAUUUGCACUCAAACUGUUUGGACCGUUUCAAAAGUGCAUGUGGUAUGCCAUUUCCUUCAACAUCUGAUGAAUCUCCUACAACAAACACACAGCGUAUGGUAGUGGAGAGCAGUUUUAGACUAGCUUGUCCCCUUUGUAGAGGUGAAGUUACUGGCUGGGUGGUGGUUGAUAAGGCUCGUGUACACUUAGAUGAGAAAAAGCGUUGUUGCGAGGAAGAACAAUGUACUUUCACAGGGACCUAUUUGGAACUAUGUAAACAUGCUCAACUAGAACACCCUCAUGCCCGUCCUUCAAAAAUUGAUCCUGCUCGACAACUUGAUUGGGAGAAUUUCCAGCAGUCCUCUGAGAUAAUAGAUGUUUUGAGCACUAUACAUUCAGAAGUCCCACGUGGGGUUGUUUUGGGAGACUAUGUGAUUGAGUAUGGGGGCGAUGAGACUGGAGAUGAAUUUGAGGACUUUCCUGGGGAUGAAGGCAAUUGGUGGACUUCUUGCAUCUUGUAUCAGGUAUUUGAUAACUUUAGAAGUUCAAGAAAUAGAAGAAGGUCAAGAGUAGCUGAUACAAGGAGAGGAAGUCGCCGCUUGAGUUAUGAUAAUUCGAAUUCUGAUGAGGGUUCUGUGACAUCUGUGGAAUUUGCUGAGUAUAGACUAGAUGAGACUGAUGAUGAGUUUGCUAGUGCAAGUGGCCCCUCUAGGGGUAGCUCUGGUCAUCGCAGUUCCCGAAGGCGUCGUUCCCGUUUUCAUGACAAUUAGUGCACUCAAUAUAUUGGCAGCUCAUUAGUGAAAAGUGAAAGUAUUGAAAGAAAAGUGAUAGAGAUGCUGGAAAUUAAGGUAGUAACAUUGAUAAGUUACAUGUGGAUCGGAUCUUGUAACAUAUGUAAAUAGAUCUGCUGGUUAGACCUGAAUUUUUUUGUUUGACUGGUUAUAUGGUGACUGAAUUUGUUAUUGGGAUGAUACCUUUGAAUUCGAAAUUGAUUGUUAAUUUGCA
Molecule: messenger RNA, 1608 nt
Organism: Hevea brasiliensis (rubber tree)
Lineage: Eukaryota; Viridiplantae; Streptophyta; Magnoliopsida; Malpighiales; Euphorbiaceae
Exons: 4
Coding region: 438-1373 (311 amino acids)
Source: RefSeq, a predicted model, not a curated record